AUAAAGUAUCUACAAAAGUAAUAACUUCAGUUGGAAUUUUCUUAGUGACAGUUGAUAUAGAAAUAGAAUCGUCUUGAACGGUAGAUAGUUAAGUGAUUACAGCUGAAUAAAAGAUGAUUCAAAAAAUACAACGCAUCGCUAUGUGCAAAAAGAAAAGAGAGGAAAAGGAUACAUUGGAUUCAAGCAUGCAACUGAGUAUGAUCGAUUGACAAUUUCUUACAUCGUGACAAUUUCUAAAAAAAUGAAGACAACAUCGAACAAAGACUUCACUUACGCUAUGACUCCGUUGAAAUUCCUUUCAUGGCCCCUAGGAACUUGGCCUUUUCAAGUGUACGAUACAUUUUCACUCAUACGUACCAUAUUUUCAAUUUCACUUUUGUUGCUUAUGAUAGCAAUCGUGCAAGUGGAAUUAUAUUUGGACAGAAGCAACGCGGAAAAUAAUCUAGAUGCUCUUCUAAUUAUUAAUUGCGGCAUUUUGGCAGUGGCAAAAGUGAUGAGUUUUCGUGUACGUUCCACAGGACUUGUCUCCAAUUUUUCUUCUGCGGUUAAGGAUUACAACGAAUCAAACGAUGAAGAAAAUCGAGUGAUUAUGCGUCAGCACGCUUACAUGGGUAGAGUUGCAUGCGCCAGUUUAAUAUCUUUUUCGUAUACAUGCUCCACGCUUUUCAUAACUGUGCCUAUGCUUGCUGGGGACGAAAUAGAAAUGAUUAAUGUAACGGAAGAAAGUAUAAAAUAUCCUAUUCCAUCUAAAAAUGCAUUGGCAAUUAUAAAUGUGCCGGAUAAUUUGUAUUUCGUGAUUUUCAUCGUAGAAUACAUGAUGCUACUAUUCACGAGUAUUGGGAAUCUAGGUAGCGAUUCAGUGUUUUUCGGUAUUGUUUUUCAUUUGUGCGGUCAAGUGGAGAUUUUGAAACGAGAAUAUAGUAAAUUAUUCUACAAAAACGAAAAAAUAACGGAACAUUUUAUUUUAUUAAUCAAAAGGCAUAUUUAUUUGUUAAAUCUGAGUAAGAUGCUGAAUGAGACAAUUAGUUCUAUUCUGGUUAUACAACUUUUUUCAAGUUGUAUUCUUAUAUGUACAACUGGAUUUCAAUUUAUUCUCGCUUUGAGCAUUGGAAAUAUUGUCUUGAUGAUAAAAAUACUUAUAAUAAUGUGCGUACUCUUGAUACAACUAUUCGCAUAUAGUUACGUGGGUGAAUAUUUGAAGACUCAAACUGAAAGCGUCGGUAAUUCGAUGUAUCUUUGCACUUGGUAUGAUAUGCCAAAAAAUAUAUCCAAAGAUAUUAUUUUUAUUAUUAUGAAAGCUCAACGUCCAGUUCUCUUGACAGCUGGAAAAAUCUUUGUUGUUAACAUGGAAACAUAUAUAAGUAUUUUAAAAACUUCGAUGUCGUAUCUUUCAGUUCUCCGAGUGAUGGUAAAUUCUUAA
This is a messenger RNA of Apis dorsata (giant honeybee), 1420 nucleotides long. RefSeq names its product odorant receptor 10a-like. The record is from RefSeq and is a predicted model, not a curated record. Bases 242 to 1420 code for a protein of 392 amino acids. The transcript has 4 exons. Gene Ontology annotation, molecular function: olfactory receptor activity; odorant binding. Gene Ontology annotation, cellular component: plasma membrane. Lineage: Eukaryota; Metazoa; Arthropoda; Insecta; Hymenoptera; Apidae. Gene Ontology annotation, biological process: detection of chemical stimulus involved in sensory perception of smell; sensory perception of smell.